AUGGCGCCGCUCAUGUGCGUGGAGUGCGAGGACAUGGCCGCCGCCGUGCGGUGCGAGGACUGCGAGGACGUGUACUGCCCGCUGUGCUACGAGGCACAGCACCACGCGGGCUCGCGCCUGCGCCACACCAAGACGCAGCUGCCCCGUGUCAGCGCCAGCGCCAGCGGCGACGAAAGCUCGGCUCCUCCUCCGCCGCCGCCGUCGCCCGCCAAGUCGCAGCAACCGGCAGCGCCGACUGAAGAGCAGACAGCUGAAGUGCCCCCGCCACCCACGGAGGCGCCGCCGUCGCCCGGGAAGCCCGCGCAGACGCUGGACGCGCCCGUCACGAGCGAAUCGGAAGAGGAGGAGGAAGACGAGGACGACGACGAGCUGAUGCGCGAGAUCGAGGAGGCGCCCUCGGCGCUGAUGAAGGACGCGGCGUUCAUCCCGCUGCGGCUGGACGAGGAGGAGCGCGCGUUGUUCAACCUGCUGGACGCCGCGCUCAACGUGAGCGAGUACACGGACAAGGUGGACGUGCUGUCCUACCGCUCGCCCGUCAAGCGCGUGAUCCACGAACUGAACGAGACGUUCGGCGUGCUGUCCGGCCUCAUGAUCGCCAACGACUUCCGCCAGGGCCGGCGCCUCGUGCAGGACAAGCAGUUCAAGGACAACGAGGACUUUUUCCGCCAGGUCUUCGAGAUCGGCCGCCGCUACAAGAUCAUGAACCCGGAGCGCAUGCGCAACAACUACGGCAAGAUGAUCUACCUGCUGCAGGACGCCAACCUGCGCGAGAUCAGGAACUACCUCGGCUUCUCGUGCGUGGCGCCCAUCAAGACGGUGGCGUCGCUGCUCAAGGAGCGCCACGCGCUGGACAUGCUGCGGGAUACGCGCUGCGAGGCCGCGACGUCCGUGGCUGCGAUGGAUCUGGCCGACCCGGAGGCGCUGCAGCGCUUCACGGCCAACAAGCAGCGGGCGAUCGAGGAGCUGGUGCGUGACUACAAGUCCGCGUCGCUGUCGGAGGAGGAGAUUCGGCUGUGCCUCGCCUCCAUCUCCGACAGCCAGAGCUAUCUGGCGUCCAACCGCUCGCCGAUCACGCGCAUGAUCGACUACCUAGAGAAAUACUUCACGCCGAAGAAGGCUGAGCCGGGCUUCAGUCUCGAGAUCCGCGCGGGCAAGAACGGCGCGCGACUGAGCCACAGCCACGCCAGCCAGUACGAGUACGUGCUGCAGUCGCUGCUGCUGUGGCGGAAUAUGACGACGGCGAUGCUGCGGCUCUGGUGGGUCGUGGAGGAGGACCUGCUGGGCGGCAGCAUGUACCGCCUGCGUGACACUGGCCAGGGCCUCAACCGCAUGCAGCACGCGCCCGAGACGUCGCACCUGGUGCACUCGAUCCUGCACAACACGCAGAAGCUGCGUCCGCGCUGGGUGGGCUCCUCGGUGGUGCACCUGGGCGACCACAACGUGCCCAACGCGCUCAUGUUCAUCGACAAGUACACGCAGAUCUCGCGCAUCCUGAGUCCCAUCGCGAACACGGUGCACGACAUCCCGGCGCUCGCGGCGCAGCCCAACACGCGCGCCUACAUCGAGGAGAGCUUCGGCGGCGCCGAGACGCUGCAGAAGCGCAUCCUGUGCGACUUCUUCAAGCACGGCUUCGACGGCAGCGGCGCCGACAACUUCUUCGACGCCGGCUCGUGCAUCGACGGCCGCCUCACGAGCGCCUGGAACUGGUGCAGUCGGAUAGAGAAGAAGUCCUUCUUCCACGUCUUCCUCAUGGCGGGCUUCGUCGGGUUUGACGGACACUUUGAGAAGUAGUGCAGGUCGCAGCUGGAAAUACAGACGCUUUCGCCAACUG
Molecule: messenger RNA, 1831 nt
Organism: Phytophthora sojae
Lineage: Eukaryota; Oomycota; Peronosporomycetes; Peronosporales; Peronosporaceae
Exons: 1
Coding region: 1-1791 (596 amino acids)
Molecular function (GO): zinc ion binding
Source: RefSeq, a predicted model, not a curated record